Molecule: messenger RNA, 2224 nt
Organism: Phlebotomus argentipes
Lineage: Eukaryota; Metazoa; Arthropoda; Insecta; Diptera; Psychodidae
Product: regulator of G-protein signaling 7-binding protein-like
Exons: 5
Coding region: 1-717 (238 amino acids)
Biological process (GO): G protein-coupled receptor signaling pathway
Cellular component (GO): neuron projection
Source: RefSeq, a predicted model, not a curated record
AUGCUCCCGGUGCCCACAGAACGGACAUCCGACAGACGGAGCAGCAGCAUCGGCUGCAGAUCCAUUGUGGGACGUCGCACGUCCGCCUACGUUCCCUCAUGUGAUCCACUCAAGCUCAUCGUGGACAUAAACAGUCAAGUGGCGCUCUUUCGUGAUAUGCUCAUUCACGUGGGUCAGUCGAAGGAUUGCCCAGAGCUGCGUGAGAAGAUCCGCAAGAUCCGAUUCUCCCUCGUGGAAGCCUGCCGACACACAUCCUCCCUCAUUCUGCCACAAAUUAGAACAGCUGUAGCCGAAGGAAUCGUUGCUGAUAAUCCACAUUUAGUGCUCCUCUUCUAUCUUUCGCAACUUUUCCUGCGAGAACUCAUCAAAAGCUACCGCCUAGUGCAAGUGAUACCCAUGGACAUGUCCGGAUACUAUGAAAACCGUGCUGGUCCGUCGAAUCUCGGCAAUGUAAUAAGUCAGAUCCUUCUGUGCAAACAAAUAACACCGGACUUCAAUCAAGAGGAGUUGUGCAGCAUUAACAAGGACUCACAAGAAAUCGCCCACCUCCUGGCUGAGAUGCAGGAGUUCAUGCCACAGCAGGAGAUCUAUCUUGAGCGGAGCGCUGCACUCACGGGCGAGGAUACAAAUGGACCCUGGCCGGCAAAGAGGCGACGCAAUUCACUGUACAAAAAUAUGGGUCUCUUGUGUUGCGUCUCCCGACCGAACUAUCUCUGAGAGUAACCCAAUUGGGUGGCAUGAUAGAGAAAGGAGUGAGAGUGAACAUGUAAUGCCCAACAAUUCAAUUAAGGCGAUGAGUAACAAUUUCAAUUGAGAAGCAAUAUUUUCCUCCACCCCAUUUUUUGAACCAAGGCGUAAAUCACUGUGUUUCAUAGGCAAAGUAAAGAGAAGUGUGAGGCGUAACAAACUAAGAAUUACUACAAUUUUAUGAUGCACAUAUAUAGAAAAAAAAUUGAGGUAGGUCAGUUGUAGUUAUAAACUUUUAUCGACAAUUUAUCAGUUGAUUGAGGGAUCGAUUCUGGAUAGAAUUCUCAAAAAAAAAUGGAUUGCGCCUCAUCGGCGUUGUCUACAAAGUCUCUUAAACACAUCAAAAUAAUCUCCAAUAUCCAGAGUCUUGAUCUCCAAAGUCGCACGUGUGUUAGUUGAAAACCAGAAAGGAUAAAGUGAAAUUGUCAAUUGCACAGUUGUUAGAGGAAACAAUCCAUUUUUACCCGAUAGAGAGAGUGUGAUCGUCAAUUAUAAAUAGGAGAAACUUCCAAUCUUGUUAUGCUGGCCAUAAAAGCAAAUUCAUUGGCAAUUCUCAACGAACCAUGCACUAUUUCAAUAUUUUAGUGCUCGACGAUGCGUUUUAUUAUAGAAAUUCAACCCCAUAGGAAAAUAGCAAUGAAUAUUUUAAAUAAUUUCGCCAUGCCAUGUUUUAUGUGCAUUUAUAAAUGUCGUUUUACACUCUUUCCUAGUCAUCAGAAUAUAUCGACUUUCUGCAAAGUGUGUUCGUGCAUUUUUUGGUUAGAAAAUGCGUAUUUUCUCAACUUUUGCUUAUCACCAACACUUCUAUCUUAACUAUGAAUAGUGAAAGAAUAACCACUAGGAAAAUUGUAGUGUAAUGAUAUUUAGAUGGAAAAGCGACGAUAUGUAAUUCCGUAGGUAAAUAUCUUUAUUAUAAAAGAGAAACCAAUAGUUAAAGAAAAUUCCAUAGAGAACAGUGAAUUUAUCGGAAUAAAGUGGAAUCAAAAAAUGAUGAUAAAAUCCAAAAAGAUAAUGACGACAGAAGGUGAAUACUUUUGUGGACCAAGUAAUAAUAUUUUUUAUUACAAUAUGUUUUCUUUUGUAUGAAUUGAAAAAGUUAUAGAAAUCCGGUGGAAAAGUGACACAAUCUUGAGAAAAUGGCAAAAGUGCAAACAUACAAUCAAAAAAAAAGAACAGAAUAAUAGUAAGAAGAAAAAAGAAACAGAAUUUCCACAUUUCUCUUUCUCUAUUCACAAUCCACUUAUUUAUAAAGAAAACCUAAUGAAAAAAAAACACAAUAUGCCCAUUAAAUAGUUAUUAAUAUAGAGGAGUGAAAAAAAACGCAAUUUAUCUCAAUGUUAAAGAUAUCUUUUUGAUGUUUGAAAAAUAUAUUUUUUGAUUAGUAUCAUAAGAAGAUAAAGAGAUUAUAUUAAAGUAUAUUUAAAAAUACCAUAUUUUCUGUGGAAUUGCGAAAAUAAACCAACAAAAUAUUAUCUAA